Messenger RNA from Pocillopora verrucosa, 2461 nucleotides. RefSeq names its product ras-related protein Rab-7L1-like. Gene Ontology annotation, cellular component: phagocytic vesicle; trans-Golgi network; lysosome. The record is from RefSeq and is a predicted model, not a curated record. Gene Ontology annotation, molecular function: GTPase activity; GTP binding. NCBI's taxonomy places the organism in Eukaryota, Metazoa, Cnidaria, Anthozoa, Scleractinia, Pocilloporidae. Gene Ontology annotation, biological process: endosome to lysosome transport; phagosome-lysosome fusion.
GUCACGUGAAUCGGUAGGAAUGGCGUUCGUAGUUAGGUCUAGGUCUAUUUAGGGAAAUACAGUUUUUAACAAUGUCAGAACUACUUUUUAAGGUGAUCAUAAUAGGUGAUGCUACCGUAGGAAAAACAAGCUUUGUCAAACGUUAUGUAAAUAACCAUUCAGGACCAGGACGGGAGUAUAAACCAACUGUAGGAGUUGAUUUUGCUUUGAAAGUCAUCAAAUAUUCAGAUGAUACUACAAUACGACUUCAGUUGUGGGAUAUUGCUGGACAGGAAAGAUUUUCAACAAUGACAAGAGUCUAUUACAAGGGAGCUGCAGCUUGUGUCAUAAUGUUUGAUUUGACCAGUCAACAGACAUUUAAUAGUACAAUAAAAUGGAAGAGAGACCUGGAUAGCAAAUGUACACUUCCUAAUGGAAAGACAAUCCCAUGUAUAUUAGUAGGAAAUAAGAGUGAUUUAUCAAGCACAAGACCCAUUGAGAAAGAAGCGAUUGACAAGUUAUGUAAAGAAAAUGGCUUCUUGGGUUGGACAGAGAUGUCAGUCAAAGAAGAUGUCAAUGUAUCAGAGACAAUGGAUUACUUAUUAGCAGAACUGUUAGACAGCUAUAAAAACAAUGAAGAAAAAGUUGCUCAGAACAACACCAGUACUGAUCAAGGAGGAUUUAUUGAACUCACAAGUCACAGGAUCACUAAAGAAAAUGCCAGCAGAUCAGGAUGUUGUUAAGUUAGCUCAUAAAAAAUAGAAUAACUGAUCAAGAUCUCUAUGUUUGAUUUUUCAACUGGUUAGAGCCUCCUUGUAUCAUGUGGGAGAAUUUCAUAGUGAUAUAUCAAGGGUAGCCUGACUGUAUAUCAAGCAUAUUUUUUUAAAGUGAAUGAUUAUGUUUUGAGGAAGUGCUGAAGCCACCAUGUCAGAAUUUUAAAGUUAAGAAAUCAUGGAGUGGGUGAAAAAAGUCUACUUGCUAGUGGGGGGUGGGGAGGGUGUACCAGUGAAGGGUAAAGGGGUCCAAACCCUUUCACUCCCACACUGGUUUUUUUUUUCACCAGGCCUCCCUCCUUCUGCCCUUUCAUCAUGGGGUCAUGGGAGGGGGUUGAGGAGUGUACUACUGAAGGGUAAUGGGGUCCAAACCCUUCCACUCACACACUGUUUUUUUUCACCAGGCCUCCCCUCUUCUGCCCUUUUAUGGGGUGGUAGGGUAUAAUGCAUAUGUGUGAUUAUCAUAUAACCAUCUAAAUUAUAUUUUUGUUACAGGAAAAAAGGUAUAGAGGGUGGGAAAUCAUUAAUUUAGUUUCAGGGAAGAGGGUUUUAUAGAAAAUAAAAUUAAUGAUAAUGUAUAUAAUACAGUUUAUAUCAGUGUUUCAGGAAAAGUAGGCAAUAUGCAUUUGUGCAUGUUUACGCAGAGCUUACAUUAAUAAUGUUUGCAAUGAUCUUGAUUUGCUAACCAUGUACAGUCGAUCAUACCAACCAUUAAGGAAAUUUUGAGUCGUCACCAGUGCUUUCAAGCAGGCUGUAUUCAAUCUUUCAUUCCAGGCAUAAAAUCAUUUUCCCCUAAAAUUUGUCAAUAGUUUUUAAGAAGUAUCAUUGUUUUGCAUGAUAGUGGUUUUCACUCAGCUUUGUUUUUUGAGUGCUCAUUAAAUACUAUAGCAUGUAAAAUCUACACAGUCUGCUUGCUGAAUACAAUUACAUCACAAGGUUGAUUUUUUUUUAAUUUAAAUGUCUUCUAUUUUAUAAAAAAAUGAUUAAACAUACAAAGUAAAAAAUGAAGAUAUUUAUAUUAUGGAAGAAGAAUUGAACAAAGAAAGUUUAUGCAGCUGAUCAGUCAAUUCAAUGAAGUGAUUUGCAGUUGUUAUAAAAUAAUAAGGAAUUGCCUAAAAAUUUAUUUAAAAAAUUAUAACUUAGGCACUUGCAUACAGAGAUUUUCCACGUACAAUUAAGAUAUUAUUAAACGUUGUUAUACAGUUUUGUCUGGGGUCUUAGAUUCUUUAUACAUUCCUAGUUUAAUAUGACCUGGAUUACAAUGCAUGUAAUGUUAUAUUUUUCUUUAUUCUCAUCACUUAUCUGAUUGAUAUUGUAUUGAUAUUGUUAGGAGAAAUUCUGCCUUGGUCACUCAUGGGAGUCAGAGGGUUAAGGUGCUGAUGAGAAGAAUUUGUUUAUCAAUCAAGCUCCUCAAGUUGAUCAUUUCCUUUAUUCUCAUGACAUUGAUGUUUGAUUUAGGGGUGAUAUUGUAAGGAGAGAUUAGAUCCAAGUCACUUCUAGAGGAAUGCGAGAGCAUCAAUACCUGUUCAUCCAUCUGUUUUGUGUGACCAAUUUUUCAUUUAAGUCAAGUUGUUGGUAAAUAAGAUAUUUGAACAGAGAUCAUUGGCAGAAAUUAUUUGAGGGCUAAAAUUUAACUUGAAUAGUUCCAAGAUUGUUUUUCUUUAAUUUUGUGCAUGAUCAUUUCUGUAGAACAUUGCAGCUAAAAUACU